GCUGAGGGACACGAGGCCUUCUAAGCUUUCCUGUCUUCUUGCUCCCAGCCUCCAGUCUUCAGCUCGGCCAUGGCUCCCAAAGGCGGCUCCAAGCAGCAGUCCGAGGAGGACUUGCUCCUUCAGGAUUUCAGCCGCAACCUGUCAGCCAAAUCGUCGGCGCUGUUCUUCGGGAACGCGUUCAUCGUUUCUGCAAUCCCCAUCUGGUUGUAUUGGAGAAUAUGGCAUAUGGAUCUUAUCCAGUCUGCUGUUCUCUACAGUGUGAUGACGUUAGUAAGCACUUACUUGGUAGCCUUUGCAUACAAGAAUGUAAAAUUUGUUCUCAAGCACAAAGUAGCACAGAAGAGGGAGGAUGCUGUUUCCAAAGAAGUGACUCGAAAACUUUCUGAAGCCGAUAAUAGAAAGAUGUCCCGGAAGGAAAAAGAUGAAAGAAUCCUGUGGAAGAAGAAUGAAGUUGCCGAUUAUGAAGCCACAACAUUCUCCAUCUUCUAUAACAACACUCUGUUCCUGGUUCUGGUUAUUGUUGCUUCCUUCUUUAUACUGAAGAACUUCAACCCCACAGUGAACUACAUUUUGUCCAUAAGUGCUUCAUCCGGACUCAUCGCCCUCUUGUCUACUGGCUCCAAGUAGACCCUGUAGCUUGGCCCCCUGCCUCUGUAUUUGGGGUGGCCUGUGGUAUAUGGGAAAGCAUCAGGGUGGCCAUGUUGGGAGACACAUAAGAUGUUUUUAUAGUCUGGAGUUUGAGGGUUUAAAAAUGCAGUAGAAUGUAAUUCAGUGUUUGUUUAUUGGCUCUUUUUGACAGAUUGUUGAAAUUAAAUGAGUUGAAAGGGAAA
This is a messenger RNA of Grammomys surdaster, 830 nucleotides long. It is a transcript of the gene Ssr3, whose product is annotated as signal sequence receptor subunit 3. Gene Ontology annotation, cellular component: membrane; endoplasmic reticulum. The transcript is spliced from 5 exons. Lineage: Eukaryota; Metazoa; Chordata; Mammalia; Rodentia; Muridae. The record is from RefSeq and is a predicted model, not a curated record. The coding region runs from base 70 to 627 and encodes 185 amino acids. Gene Ontology annotation, biological process: SRP-dependent cotranslational protein targeting to membrane.